Messenger RNA from Amphibalanus amphitrite, 1008 nucleotides. Its product is annotated as dehydrogenase/reductase SDR family member on chromosome X-like. Bases 1 to 1008 code for a protein of 335 amino acids. The record is from RefSeq and is a predicted model, not a curated record. The transcript is spliced from 6 exons. Lineage: Eukaryota; Metazoa; Arthropoda; Thecostraca; Balanomorpha; Balanidae.
AUGGCCAUGCUGCGCUCUGCCGCCGUGCUGACCCGCGAUAACGUCGCCUUCCUGAUGGAGGGCGUGCCCAUCAUGUACCGCGAGCUGCUCUUUCCCGUGAAGAAGAACGCCGAUCUGGUGUCGCAGGAUGGCCGGGUGGCAGUCAUCACCGGUGGCUCCCGAGGCAUCGGACUGGAGGCCGUCAAAACGAUGCUCAAACUCAACAUGCACCUCAUCGUUGGCUCCAGCAACCCGGACAAGGCCUCCAAGACGCUGCAGCCGCUGGCCACCGAGGCCGGCGGCCAGUGCAAGCUGGAGGUGUGGCCACUGGACCUGACCAAGCAGGAGUCGGUGCGCGCCUUCUGUCAGCGCUUCAUCGACUCGGGUCUGCCGCUGCACGUGCUGCUCUGUAACGCCGGCAUCAUGUUCUAUCCGAAGCACGAGCUCACCGAGGACGGCUUCGAGAUGCAGAUGGCCGUCAACCACCUGGGACACUUCACCAUGCAGCACAUGCUGUACCCGCGGCUGCGCGAGUCGGGCACUCCCGAGCGGAAGGCGCGCAUCGUCAACGUGUCCUCCACGGCGCACAACUGCUGCAGCGGCAUGAACUUCGACGACAUCAUGCUCAGCAAAGUGUACUCGCCGAAGGGAGCGUAUUUCCAAUCCAAGGGCGCCCAGAUACUGUGCACCAAGUACCUGGCUAACAAGGCCAAGGACUCGGAGGAUAAUGUGACCUGCUGCUCGCUCCAUCCGGGGGUCAUCUACACCGACCUUUACGACUACACCACGCUCUACAAGAUGGCCUCGCCCGUGCUCAAGAAGCUGUGGAAGAGCCCUCAGGACGGCGCCGAGACGCUGCUGUACGCCUGUCUGUCACCCGAGUCAGAGGGUGUCACCGGCGCCCACUUUGAGAACGCGGCCGUGUACCGUUCUGCGCGCUACACUGAGGACAAGCAGCAGCAGGAGAAGAUGUGGCAGCUGAGUCGCCAGCUCUGUAAGGUAGACGCGUUCAAGGAGGGGGAACUGUAG